AUGGCUCAGCUACUCAUAUCGGAGCUCACCUCGCUUGGUACCGAAGCUCGACGGAAGCAUCCCGAGAUCAAGCAGGCCGCCGAUGCCGCACUCGUUCGGCUCAAGUCCGAUGCGGACGGCUACCUCGCAUCCUCACGCAACGACGAUUGUCCACCUCCGGAUCACCCGCUGCUUAGACCGAUCCUACUCAGCUGCGAGACAAAGUUACCCAAGCUGAUCUCGCUCGCCAUGGCUCUACUCCAGCGUAUCCUGCUUCAGAGACUUGUUCCAGACAAAGGCAUCCCCACCAUCGUCAACACCCUCAACAAGCUCCUCACCCCGCCGAGCAGAAGCGACGUAGAUGUUCAGCUCAAGAUCCUGCAGAUCGCAUCCGCGCUCCUCUCAUCCUAUCCAAACCUGCAUAAUGCCGAUCUCUCGUGCACGCUCAUGCUCGGUUUCAAGCUGCAUGAAGGCAGCAAGGUCGCCGUGGUCAGCUCUACAGCAGCUGCGACCCUGCGACAGAGCGUCAUGGCCGUCUUUGACAAGGUGAAGGACGAGGAUGUGGUGCUCGACGGCAUCAGAGGAGGCGGAGAGGACGCAGCUGCCUUGGCACCGCUCGCAGCCAUGUCUGUCGAUCUUCCCCAAGGCGUGGUCACCCUCUUUCCAUCAUCGCGCGAUGCAUACCUCGUCUUCUCAGACCUUUGCUCGCUCGCCAACGCCGAGCCCGCAGCCUUCCUAUCGCUUGACUUUCUCUCCAAAACCUUUUCGCUCGAGCUUAUCGAGAGCGUACUGUCCAACCAUCAGCGACUCUUUGCCUCUGCGGGCUCAACAGAUCUGCAGUCCACCUCACAUCCAGAGUUGCUGUAUCUGCUACGGUCCAAGGUCUGCCCACUGCUCAUCAAGAGUCUCAGCGAGCCUCCCGCUUUUCCCAUCCAUCUCCGGCUCAUGCGUCUCCUCUUCCUCCUCUUGCGGCAAUUUAGCUCCGAUCUUGUGCUCGAGGUCGAGAUCCUUCUCUCUAUCCUGCUGCGUACCAUCAACCCUUCAGCGCAGGAGCUUGCGGUACAUGGCGGCUCCCAGCCUCCACUCUGGCAACAGGUUCUUGCGCUCGAAGUCCUUCGAAGUCUAUGCUCCCACGAUGUCUUUCUUCGCAGCUUGUGGCUCUGGUAUGACUCGGGUGCCACCGGCACGGAUACCAAUGAACCAUCCAAAGCCGCCAUACCUGUCUUUUCCAAGCUGGUCGAAACGCUCCAAAAUGUCCUCUUGCAAGGCGAAAGACUCUUCGCCCAGGAGCCGUCCAUGCAAAACACCUCGGAAGAUCAGCAAGCUCCGGACAGUCCUCGCAGAAGCCGCGUGCGGCCGUCAACCGAUCGCAGCUUUUCUGGUCUCUACGAGGCUGCAGCGGGCGUCGCCAGUGCUGCAAUGUCCGGCAUGUACGGCUCUUCGGACACCGUUGGCACCGAAUCCCUCUCCACCACGAGCUCGCCAGCCAUUCAGAUCAUCGACCAGCUCGACAAGACUGAAGCACCUGUCGUGGCCUCGCCGGCCUUGCCAAAGACUUACCCGCAGCUCCUUGCGCUGCAAUCUUGCCAUCUCUUGACGCAGUCCAUGGCUUUGUACGCCCUCCCACUUUACUCCAAGUUUGUCAACUCUCGCGACAAGGACGCGGCACCCGCACCUCCAGCAAUGCAGGACGCCGACGUCGACACCCUCGUCAACCCAGCCGAACGCGAUGGUCUCCGCCUUACGAGAGCAAUGCUGAGGUCUUCGGCUCUUCCUCUCAGCCAAGUCUUUGCGCGUCACUUGCGCAUCAAGUGCUCCGACUCGGUCUUCGAAGAGUCCCUUUUGGCGCUGAGGAACCUAACAAACGUCGUUGGUGCCCUCGACUUGGUGCACGAGCGUGAUGCGGUCCUCACCAGAUUCAUCACCCUGGCUGUUCCUGGUUGGGACGCCGCUUCUCCCUAUGCCGUGCUGUUCGCGCAAGAUGGUGGGCCGAUAUCGACACGCAAUCUUGCCUGCCUCAAGGCAUAUGUGCAGGUUGCUUAUUAUCUCUCUGGUGCACUUGGACCUUUCUGGUAUCCAGUGCUCAGCGGUCUAUGCAGCGCUCAAGCGUCUCUCAUCCCUCUCAAUGCAUCAAUCGGCGAAAGGGACGAGAACGAUCAAAGUGAUGAUGCUGACACGAGUCGCAACGGGCGAGCCACACUCUCGACCCUGACCCACAGCUCGAUGGUCUCGCUCGAUACGCGAUCAGGGCGGAACCAGCUUCAGCUGCUCAACGCCACGGAACUGCAGCCCAAUCGCCUCCAAGCGCUCAUCCAGAGUGUCUUUGAGAACACGAGCUCGCUGGAAAACACCGCUUUUGUGCACUUCGUCUCCGCGCUGUGCCGUCUCAGCAGCGAGACUUUGCUUGCCUCGGUGGCGAUUCCUCGGUCAGCCAACCUCGUCGGCGGACCCGCUUCUCCGCGAGCGUCCGGUAUCCGGCAUCGUCCUUCUUCAAGCGCAGACGAUUCCAAAACAGUCUUCUAUCCAAUCGCGUGCCUCGAUUUGGUGUCGUCAUUGAAUAUGAGGCGUAUCUGUCGGGCUUUGGCGGAUCAAGGAUGGCAGGUCGUUACAACACAUCUGGUCGAAGCCCUGUCCAAUCCUGUGCUUCCUCAUCGUUGGCGCACGCAAGCUCUGCAAGCUGCCAGCAAGCUCGCUUCGGGAGCCAUGUCGCACGCAGCCGAAAUGUCCGACGAAGGCGAGAGGCUGCGAUUGCAGAAGCAGGCAUUGCAGAUUCUAUCGAUUGCCGGUGUUCUCGAAGGACGCAGGGCGACGUCGAUCGACAUGGAGCUCAGAACUUCCGCUGUCGAACAUCUAUACAAGGUCCUAGAGACGUUUGGCCAUUCGCUCAUUCACGGAUGGGACACCAUCUUUUUCAUUUGCUCCGCCACAUGCAAGGACGACAAGAGGAGCACGGACACGAUUCCACCAUCAUCGGCGUCUGCUCAAAAGGCGCAGCUGUCCCUGAUCAAGGCUGGUUUCUCAUGCUUGCAGCUUGUCUGCUCGGACUUCUUGUCAGCCCUCGACGUCAAUCAGAUAAGAAGUUGCUGCGCCUGUCUCAACGAUUUCGGAAGCCAAGAAUUCGACGUCAAUGUGGCGCUGACCGCGAACGGCUGCCUUUGGGGUGUCACAGCCGAGAUGGCCGCCAGAGCCAAGAAAAGAUCGACGGAGUCGUCUGCAGCAAUCGUCGAAGACGAUGCACAGCCUCUCUGGCUUUUCUUGCUGCAAUGCCUUCUGUCCAUCUCUCAAAGUCCCCGAUCCGAAGUACGGAACGGCGCAAUCUCGAAUCUGUUUCGAGUGCUUCAACAGUACGGAGACAUAUUGAGCUCCGCUGCCUGGCAGGAGAUCGUCGACACCAUCAUCUUCCCAUUGAUCAAAGUGCUGGGCGCAUCGGUACGAGAUCUCGAGAGCGGCAAUGAUGGCGGCAAGGCGGAGGAAGAUCGGAAAGCGCAGCUGAUGGGCGCCCUGCCAAGUGAGCUGAAGCAAUGGCAGGAGUCCGAGAGCUUAGCUCUGACACAAUUCGGCGAGGUGGUGCGAGGUUAUUUGCCAACCAAGCUGGUCCACAGCAGCGCCUUCGAGGAGACGUGGGCCAGGUUGCUCGAUCUCACCACGGAUGCCUUCCUUCGCGGUCCAGCUGACCUAUCGCAAGCAUCGAUCAAGUGUUUCACUUAUUCAGUGUCGGCCGAAGUAGACGGCGGGCCGCAUACGGAAGACUCCGCGCAAGCAAGGGUCCAGCAUGCCUGGCAAAUGGCGUGGCAGCAUUGGGUAGCGAUCGGUGACCACAUCGGCAGCGCAGCAUCAAGGCAGCCUGAUGCUGGCGAAGCAAAUGCGGAGGGCAGCAGCGAAGAUAGCGCACACAGCUCUCUGCACUUCACGCAAAAGAACCUCCUGGCAUACAUCCAAGCUUUCCCGCCCAUUCAUCGCGUCCUGCGCACUCGAUUUGACCAACAACAGGUCGAAGCAUUAUUGACAUGCCUCAAAGCCUGCGUGUCAUAUCCCCGCAGUCCGGACCACGCGUCGGAUCGAGCGAGUCUCACCCCCGUCCAGGAGGCGGCUCGUGCUACAGCCAGGUCUGUUGCGGACGUCAAGGACGUUCCCGCGCUGAUCUUGUCCGACUUGUCGGAGUGUAUCUGCCUCGCAUAUUCGGGCGCGGCUCUAGAGUCGAGCAAGGACAAGAAGAACCCGACCUACAUCGCACUAUCGCGUACGAGCAUCGAAGAGGCCUUUGGCGUCUUUGUCAAACACGAGGAUGAUCUCAGCAUCUACAGCGGCGGCGCCUUUGAAAGUCUCCUAUCCGCGUUGAUGAUUCCAAUCAAGCUCAAAUACGAGUGUCCGGAUCAGCCCAAUGCAAAUUCCAAGACCGAUCGCAAGGCUGAUGCUCGACCAAUCUGGCAGGUCGCCACUUUGACGCUGUGCCGAAUCCUCUCACGCUGCUGCCCAAAGCUGCGUGCCAGGAGGGGGUCUGACGGGCUAAACGCCGAGACAGCGGAGCGGCUAUGGACCAAGAUUGUCGAUGCUGUGCAAGCGGCAGUGCUUGCAGAUCCGUCGCCCGCCGGCUUGUUGCCUAGGGAUGUCAAGGAUAACGACGAGCGUUUUGGCCUGUUCUUGCUCAGCACAAUCGAGAGACAUGUUCUGCCGUAUCUGGGAGAGGAGGAUGCACCAGAGCAUCUGAUCGAGCGUGUAGGACGUACGCUGGCGCUUGGCUCGAGGCUAUACACGUUCGAGACGCAGACUAGCAACGAUGGUCAAAGCGGACGAGUCGACGACCCCAGCGAGACGACCAACGAGCGUUUCGCGUACUGGUGCUUUGACUUGCUCUUUCUGGCAUGCUCUUCCGGCUUUGGUAACGGUGCAGAUGGUGCGGAACGUCGCCAGAGGGUUGCCACCAUUCUGCUGCCACACCUGACGCGGCGUUGCCAAGACACGCUCCUCUCCUUUGCCCGAGACGUACAGAUUCGAAGCAUGAUUCCCAUGCAGAGGAUUCGUCAGGAAGAGCUCAAUUACAUCCUCAAGAGAUAUCUCGAGCUACGACUUUGGCCAGGCGCAUUCACAGCCGAGACCGCGACGAGCGAUGCACAGGCUUCCGAAAACGGCGCGUGGCACAGAUCGGAACGUGCGCAUCUGUUUGCGGCUUAUCGCUACUUUUUGCUGCUCCUGUCGUCUGCAAAGCCGUCUGCUGGCAUCUCGGCGGAGAUGGCCAGCAUCGGCACGUCGCUUCCGCCGCUCGUUCCGGCUGACACUACAGAGCUGUCAAAGACAUUCGCCGAUCUCGGGCUGGAGCUGGGCCUCGUCGGGACUACGCGCAACGUUCUCAAUCUCGAGAGCGAGGCUGCGGAUGAGGCGUUAGUGACGGAGGCAGAUGCUGCGAAGCUCGCGUCAGAGGCUCUGGCUUUGAUUGGUGACGAGCUCGGCAUUCCAAGUCUUCUUGCAUAG
Pseudozyma hubeiensis SY62 is the source of this 5448-nucleotide messenger RNA. RefSeq lists its product as hypothetical. The coding region runs from base 1 to 5448 and encodes 1815 amino acids. Lineage: Eukaryota; Fungi; Basidiomycota; Ustilaginomycetes; Ustilaginales; Ustilaginaceae. The transcript has a single exon. The record is from RefSeq and is a predicted model, not a curated record.